GCCAUCCCCCAACAAUGGAGCAGUGGCUGCCGCUGUUCCGCCACCUCCUCGCCUGCCCCGUCGCCAACGCCGACGCCUUCUCCUCGUUCCCUGCCUCCGGCGACUGCCCCAGCUCGCCUCCCCCGGCGGCCGCGCUCCUCCGCCUCCUCCUCUCCCCGGCACCCACGCUCCCCGCCUCCCCCUCCGACCCCACGGCUUCCAUCCUCUUCCAGACCCUCCCGCCCUUCCUCCAGUCCCAGGCGCUCUCCUUCCUCGCCUCCUCCUCCGGCCUCCUCGACCCGCACCUCCUCCGCGCCCUCGCCGCCCGCGUCCUAUCCGCCCCGCCUGGCUGGUAUGGAUUCUGGGUCCUCUGCGGUGCCCGCCACCUGCUCGACGGAUUGCCCGAGGAGGAAGGCGUCCCGGUUGUCGCCUCUGAAGAGUUCGUUGAUGGGUUCCACGAGCCGCCUCCGUGGCUUAAAGAAGAAGCGGCGCGGUCACGUCCUAUCUUGCCGUGGCUCCCUUUUGAAUGCCGGAGCGUGUUGGGGAGCGGGACCUGUGGUGGUGGUGGUGGCGGUGGCGGGGGUGGUUUGGACGGGAUUGGGUUGGAGACGUUGGUGCUGGCGCAAGACGAGGAUGUGGAGAUGCAGGAGGCUGGGUGCGUUCUGCUGCCUCAGGCUCCUCCGCUCGCAGAUUCGAUUGUGCAGAGAGCCCUGGCUGUGCAGAAGGAGAUUGUGACUGUGGAAUCUGUCUUGGUGGUGCAGCGCGUGGUGAAGGAUUUGCAGGACCUUUGUGUUGAGUCCAGGAAUGCUGUAGCAGUGCUUAGCUUAGUACAACCGUGGGAAGCUGAUGAUGACACUCUAAGGGUCUUCCCUACCAAUUUUGUGCUUCCGGAGGAUGGGGUGCAAGGAGGAGGACCAGCACUUGUUCUGUGUUCUAUUUUCCUACCACAGUUACUCAAGCUUCAAAGACCACCUUCGUCGGUCCUUCUUUCUGCUGUGUUGGAUCUCUGCAAGCGCCACCCAGCUGCAGCACUGGAAGCUGUACUCUUUCCACUGGUUCUUAGAAAGGGUGGGCUAAAUGUUCCCCAGUGUGAUUUGCUAACACGUAUUGUGAAGGAAUGCAUUCAUCCACUGCAUGUUGCUGCUUUCUGCCAUAGGCUGCUUUCAGGGGAGGAGCAAGAGCGGAAACCAGUUUGUAUGCCACAGCAUUACGAGAAUGUUGGUACUCAUUUGAUCUGGACAGAAUCUCUGUUCACACUAUUUUACAGCAUUCUCAGCCAAGAUAUUUGCUUGACACCAAGCACCAUUGGUGAGCUAAUUUCUAUCAUUGAUGAGCGGGCAUCAGAGUUCUCGAGGUCAUUGAAAUUUGGCAACUUUCUGCUGUGCUUAGUGUCGAAGUGUUGGCAUCAAUGUAAGAAUCAGAGGGUUUUGCUCGAGAGAGCUGCUGAGAGAACUAACACUUUCCUGACCAAAGCUAUAUUGGCGAAACUGCGCGCUGCAAGUUGAAGUUAAAUGUGAAACUUUUUUGCAUGCAGAUGUUAGAAAAGAAAGUGAAAUUGUCCUCAUCAAGACAAUGAUGCAUAUUUUGCUACUUACCCAAAAGAAACCCCAUUGCGCACAGGCAUUAUGGAGGAGUGAAAGUGUCUCUGACCUCUUCUCACCGUACAGCUGAUCCAUCUUUAUCACUGGAAUCUCCAUUUCCCAGGAAAAAGGCGUGUAGCAGUGUAAACAGAUGUGUUGCUUGCUCUUCUAAAGUUGGCACGCUACAUCUACAGCCGGCCAGGUAUUUAUAGUGGCCCGGGAGGCCAGGAAUGUUGGGAAUAUCCUUCUCGAGAUUGCUAACAUGGUUUUGUUUGAGAAUGAAGGAAACCUUGCUUUCUCAUGAGGUUUAUGUAGAAUCAUGUCCAGAUACAUGCCACUAUUCCCAUGUGAUUUAGCUAAGAUAGCUAUGUGGCAUCCUUCGAGGCUCAUCAACAUGGUU
Molecule: messenger RNA, 1959 nt
Organism: Panicum virgatum (switchgrass)
Lineage: Eukaryota; Viridiplantae; Streptophyta; Magnoliopsida; Poales; Poaceae
Exons: 2
Coding region: 15-1484 (489 amino acids)
Biological process (GO): interstrand cross-link repair
Cellular component (GO): Fanconi anaemia nuclear complex
Source: RefSeq, a predicted model, not a curated record